CUUGCCGCAGUAUUUCUUGUUGUCUCGCAAGUUGAGCUAAUUAAUGUCUUUUAAUGUUUAUUGAUUUUUAUUAAAUUUUGGAAAAAUAUGAAUACUGCUAAAAUUGAAGAAGGUCGUGAAUUAGUGCGUCAAGCUGAAAAAUGCUUAAAGACUAGUCUUCUUAAAUGGCGUCCAGAAUAUGAUUUAGCUGCUGAUUAUUAUACAAAAGCAGCUACUGCUUUCCGAAUAGGUAAAUCGUAUGACCAGAGUAGAGAUUGUCUCUUGAAAGCAGUGGAUUGUUAUAAACAUAAUACUGCUUGGUUCCAUGCUGCAAGAUGCUACGAACAGAUAGUCCUGAUUUGUAAAGAAACCAAUAAUCUCUUACAAGUUGAAGAAUAUGCUAAUAAGGCCGCUAAUCUAUAUCAACAGCAUGGAUCACCUGAAUCGGCUGCGGCCGCUUUAGAUAAAGCUGCUAAAGUUGUCGAACAAAAACAUCCAGACAUGGCUUUACGCUUUUAUCAGCAUGCUUUAGAAGUCUCCAUGAUUGAGGACUCCUCUCGUUCGGCAAUUGAAUACUGUUCCAAAGUUUCUCGCAUUUUGGUUAAAUUGAGAAUGUAUGAUCAAGCCGCGGACGCUUUGAGAAGGGAAAUCGGAUUGAAUCAGCAAUGUGAGUCUUAUGGACAAAUUGGCAGAUUAGCAGUUGUUUUGGUUAUGGUUCAGUUGGCCCGUGGUGAUCAGGUGGCGGCAGAAAAAGCUUUCAAAGAAUGGGGAAACUGUUGUGAUGCACAAGAAGUACAAACAUUAGAAAUGCUUUUACAAGCCUACGAUGACGAAGAUCCGGACACGGCGUUACGGGCUUUAUCUUCACCUUUCAUUAAACACAUGGAUGUCGAGUAUGCUCUAUUGGCGCGUGAAGUUCCCCUUCCACAAGGCAUGCCAGCUUCAAAAGCAGACGUUAUUAAGAAUGCGACAGCGUCGUACACGUCGCCAAAUGCAGAUGCAUCUCAGAGCGAAGAUGGUGCCGGUGAUGCUGCUGAGGAGGAAGAGGAAGGUGGUCUCUGUUAAAUUAAUUGUAUUUUUUUUUAAUGUAGUUAAAUGAAUUGUUUAAAUUUGUCAGUUAAAAGCUAUUAAACCUCAAUGCCCUACUUAUUGCAGAAACAAAAAAAAGAAAUAAAAUAGCUUCAAUAUAGUCUAAAUUUCAUUCCAGAAUAAAGUAAAGUAACAUAUUAA
This is a messenger RNA of Glossina fuscipes, 1209 nucleotides long. RefSeq names its product gamma-soluble NSF attachment protein (gene gammaSnap1). Bases 88 to 1044 code for a protein of 318 amino acids. The record is from RefSeq and is a predicted model, not a curated record. Lineage: Eukaryota; Metazoa; Arthropoda; Insecta; Diptera; Glossinidae. Gene Ontology annotation, biological process: intracellular protein transport. Gene Ontology annotation, cellular component: vacuolar membrane; SNARE complex. Gene Ontology annotation, molecular function: soluble NSF attachment protein activity; syntaxin binding. The transcript is spliced from 7 exons.